Messenger RNA from Dentiscutata erythropus, 1425 nucleotides. NCBI's taxonomy places the organism in Eukaryota, Fungi, Glomeromycota, Glomeromycetes, Diversisporales, Gigasporaceae. The record is from the annotation of a GenBank genome assembly.
AUGUCAAGUAUAGAUUGCUUAGAAUUAAGACAUCCAGAUUACUGGACUCGGGAUUUUAACACCUGGGGAGUAAACGACUGGGAUACUUAUUGGAUCGAAAAGCAACCGCAAUCAUCAUCUAUUACUAAACAUGAUUCUCACAAAGCCUUAGCUGACGAUGUCAAUGAGGGAGGGCCGAGUGUCCGUGGCUUAUUGUGGGCUUCCUUCCCACUCAACAUCUCAAAAAAAGCAUAUUUACUAAAUCUUUUGGGACAAGCUGGUCUCCGGAUAGCGCGACGAGGAUUUCAAGUAUACGCUGAUACGGAGUUUGAUUCUGUGGAACAGAAACGAAAGAGAAUAAGAAACAAGCAACAAACAUCGAGAAAUCAAGGAGAACCCUCAAGCGGAAUGAAACUCAGAAAAACAAAGAAUGUUGCCUAUGCUGAAUACUCAAACUCAUCAGAUUCUGAUGGUUAUGUAGAAUAUAAAAAUGCAAGUUCAAAACGAUAUGUCCGUGAUAAACCUGUUUCUCACGAAAGAACGCCUGACCCAACAACCUGUUCAAUCAAAUGUACUUUAUUAACGACACCUAAUAAACCUAUAAUUACAAAAUCAACGUAUUAUCAAUAUUCUGCACAUAUAAUUUGUGCUUUGAAUACAACAAUUCACCUUGUUAAGGAAACUCUUGAAGAACAAGCCUACGAAAAAGUUAAAAAUAUGCUCCAAAUGGGGAACAAAUUGGCUAUAAAGGAUUCAAUAGUCGAAAAGCUUGAGAAAAUAUUUCAAACAAAAUAUUCUGAAAUUGAAUCUAAAAUAAUUUUAGAGACAAAGAUUGAGGAUAACCAAACAACAGAGGAAGAUAGAUUCAUAUUCUUUAUAAGAUAUGCAUUGCUGGACUUUGUCUCAAUGUUUAAAUAUUUAAUGCCAAAAGUUUUGGAUCGUGAUAUGCUUGAACGAUCUUAUAUCGUUGAAUAUCUACUUAUUCUCAGAUUAUCAGACGCAAGGGAACUAUUGAACGUUGAAGUAUCUGGGCCUCCGUAUAGAUCCACAAAAAAGCAUACGGUUGGCGAUAUAAAAAAACUAUUGAUAAUGGCUAUUUGCAAUUUAUGUCGGCUUCUUGGCAACAACUUAGAUUGUAACAUUGAAGACGCAAAAAAUGUAAAAACCUAUAGUAUCCAAGUCAUAGGGGAUCGUCUCACAUUGUUUGCUGUUUCUCUUGCAAACAAAAAAAAAUAUUUGGCUGUUGAAUUGGCCUCAUGCAUUAUUCCACUUACGUUUGAUGCCAUCUCAUGUUAUAAGAAAAUUUUUAAUUUUUUUGCAGUGAUUCGAAAAGAAUUUGUGGAACAGGAAAAAUUGCAGAAAAAAAUUCGUUCUUAUAUUCCAGCUGACAAUUGUACUGAAAAUUUAAGAGAGUGGUUACAUCUCCCGGAUGAUGACAUUUCACUU